AUGGCUGGUGAUUUCAUUUUGCUUGCGGCUGUCUCUCUUCUUUCCUCCUUCCAGCAAUGUCAUUUUGCUUGGCUGGUGGCUAAAUCAAGAAUGAAGCACAAGGUCAUGCCCCCAGCUGUCACUGGAGCUCCAGAAUUUGACAGAACAUUUCGUGCCCAACAAAACUGUGUGGAGUUUUACCCAAUAUUCCUGACUGUCCUCUGGACUGCAGGAUGGUUUUUUAAUCAAGAAUUAGCUGCCUUUCUGGGUGUGUUGUACGUGUUUGCCCGCUACAAGUACUUCCAUGGUUACGUACAGUCUGUGAAAGGAAGGUUAACAGGCUUUUAUUUGAAUUUGAUAAUUCUAAUUUGCUUGAUAACCCUGGGUGCAGCUGGGAUUGUUAACAGCUUUCUGGAUGAAUACCUGGACUUCAGCAUUAUGAAGAAACUACGUAAAUUGUUCUGAAGACUGGGGGAGGGUUUAAAUAAAUAAAUAACGUGGAUGUUUU
Gymnogyps californianus (California condor) is the source of this 487-nucleotide messenger RNA. It is a transcript of the gene MGST2, whose product is annotated as microsomal glutathione S-transferase 2. The transcript is spliced from 5 exons. Gene Ontology annotation, molecular function: glutathione peroxidase activity; enzyme activator activity; leukotriene-C4 synthase activity. Bases 1 to 444 code for a protein of 147 amino acids. Gene Ontology annotation, cellular component: membrane; endoplasmic reticulum; nuclear envelope. Gene Ontology annotation, biological process: leukotriene biosynthetic process. NCBI's taxonomy places the organism in Eukaryota, Metazoa, Chordata, Aves, Accipitriformes, Cathartidae. The record is from RefSeq and is a predicted model, not a curated record.